Molecule: messenger RNA, 5807 nt
Organism: Hypanus sabinus (Atlantic stingray)
Lineage: Eukaryota; Metazoa; Chordata; Chondrichthyes; Myliobatiformes; Dasyatidae
Gene: lepr
Product: leptin receptor
Exons: 19
Coding region: 591-3965 (1124 amino acids)
Biological process (GO): cytokine-mediated signaling pathway
Cellular component (GO): external side of plasma membrane; membrane
Molecular function (GO): protein binding; cytokine receptor activity
Source: RefSeq, a predicted model, not a curated record
UGUUUCUUUUUCCCCCUUCUCGCCCUUCUCCUGAAAGUGUAAACUUGCCUCAAUUGAUCGUAAUAACACGAAUCGUGUCUCAGUUUCUUUGCUUUCUGCCCGGUGAUAAGCGUCCCUGUCCCAAGCCCUCCAUCGCCCAUAUGUUCAUCAUACCUCCUCUUAGGUAUUCGGCUCAUGCAAUUGCCCACCUCUUGCCCUCUCGGAUCUGUGUCUGACGCAGUCACUACCCACCUCCUCGCUAUAUUACUCAGCGCCCAUCUGCUGAUCCGUGUCGACACGGAGUUGUUGUAAUCUGCUCUUCAGUGCCGGGAAUGAGGUGCAGUAGCCACGUGUGAAUUAACGUCAGCCGGGCUCGGGGCAGCCAGCCACGGGCUGUGCGUGGCCGCUCUUCUGCCGUGAGGUAAGAGGAAAGGCUCGCCGCAUUCUCGACUGUCUGUGUCGCGGUCAACCCGACUGUUAGUUGCCGUACCGGCAUGGGCUCUUAUCACGGUUAUCCUGAUGUUCGCAGAGUGAUUCUUGCAGUGAGGGAGCCUGUAAAUCUUUGACAGGAGUUGGGAUAAGGGCUGCGGCAUGUUCCCUUCAGCUAAGAAAUGAUGUUACUGCAACUUGUGACUGCAACCUUGUGCCUGGGAGUAUCUGUUUUAGUUGACGCACAUGAUCCAGAAAAAGCUUUUGAGAUUCCACCAUGGAAUUUUACGAUGUUUUGCACACUGCAGAAGCACGGAGCUACUGAAAAACACAGAAGCUGGCAGACCCAGUUGUACAGGAAUUCAAGCUGUCUCCAUUCUUCACUUAGUGAUUAUAUGCGAAGUGCAAAUACAUCACGUUCAACAGAUCAAGAUGGGUUUAGUUGCUGUCUCUGGAAAGAGGCUGAUGCGCAAUGCCCUGCACAGUUCGUCAAACGAGAGAAAAGUAUAAGAAUCAACAUCAAGUGUUGGGCAACUGAAGACCUAAUGUUGUUCAUCUGUACAUUGGACCCAGAAGACUGGAAAAUGAGCAAGUUUGCAAAGUACAGAAUGAAACAUCAAAAUCAGUUGUUAUUUGACCAGAAGGAAAGCAACACCUCAAUUUACAGUAGUAAUUGUGUGGAGCAGCAAGUAUUUCAAUGCACCAUCCCUUCCCCCGAGCUCAAUCACAAUUAUUUCAUCUGGAUAGAGCUGAUUACCAAUUUUGGAACCUUGCAGUCACCUUUGAUGUUUGUCACGCCAAUAAAUGUAGUGAAGGUAAAUCCUCCCCAAAAUCUUCAGACUGAAAUGACAGUUGAAGGAAUUUUCAACCUUAGUUGGUCAAGCCCAAGGCCUGAACCAUACCUCCUCCAGUUUGAGGUAAAAUACUCCACAGGCAACCCAGUGAGGGUCUGGAAGGUUAAGGAUAUCUGGCAAAACUCCUUGAUUCUUCAUAAUUUGGAGAGUGGCCGAUCUUAUCUUAUUGUCAUUCGCUGUAAACGUCGUAGUGGCCCAGGGUUUUGGAGUGAUUGGAGUGAUCCCCUACAAGUGACUGUACAGGAAAUUACUUACUAUCCAUCGCAAGUGCUGACAACUGUUGGCUCGGAUGUCACUGUACGGUGCAUUUUCUAUAAUCGGACUUUGACCAAUUAUAAUGUCGCCUGGUGGUUAAAUAUGCAUGAGAAAAUUCCAGAAGAUAAUUAUGCUUUAAUCAGUGAUCAUGAAACUAGUGUCACUCUCCUCAAUGUAACAUCAAAUGGACGGUCUGGAUUUAACAUAUUGCAGUGUUGCCUGCAAGAUGAACAAAGAAGUGAAUGUAACUUUCGCUAUGCUGAAAUAAUUAUAAUUGACUCAAAAAUGAAUAUAUCAUGCCAGACUGAUGGUGCACUGGAAACAAUGAUCUGCAGAUGGCACACAAAUAUGUGGAAAUCAGAAGCUGUCAGUGACUUCAAGUUCAAAUAUUACAUGAAAGAGUCUUGGUGUGAUAACUUGGAAGUUGAAAACCAUAGCAUUGAUGUUGAGGAAUGCCCAGUGCAAAAAAAUGAAUUUGGCCAAUGUCAUAUCAAGCCAAUUAAUCUCACUUUUGGCCAUGUGAUGUGGGUGGAAUUCAGCCUUCAAGAGACAGCAUUCAAAUCUGAACCAACCUGCGUGAUUCCAAUGGAUGUGGUGAAACCUUGGGCACCCUCUAAUGUUGAUGCAGAAAUUACCUUAAAUGGAAGUUAUCUAAAUAUAAGCUGGGAAAAGCCUCUUCUGCCAUCUUACACACUUCUAUUUGAAAUUCAGUAUUCAGAGGAUGGAAUAGAGAGUAAUUGGAAGACUUUAUUUACUGUCAAUGAGACAUUUAUCAUCACUGAAGUAGCUGAUCCUUGUGCGAUAUAUGUUGCCCGUGUACGCUGUAUGAGGUUUGAAGGACCUGGAUACCAAAGCGAAUGGAGCAGUUUAGUGAAUACAAAUCUUGCAGAUAUCCAGGAACCAACCACAGGGCCUGACUUUUGGCGAUAUAUUGAUAGUGAUCCCUUGACCAAUCAGUCAAAUAUCACUCUGAUGUGGAAGCCUCUGACAAAAAAUGAAGCCUUGUGCACUGUGAAGGAUUAUACAUUGAAAUAUCAAUCAAAAGAAAACAUUACAUGGCUGAAACGUGUCGGAGAUGUUACAAGUUACAGUUUUCCUCUGGCGAAUGAAAUUAAAAGUGUCUCUGUGAUUGCUAUCAAUUCUAUUGGUUCUUCUAGAAGGAAUUUUAAAUUAAUCUUGUCAAAGGACAACAGCAAAGCAGAGACUGUUCUUCAUUCACUUCAUGCCUCCGUAAUAAACAACAGUUGUGUAGCUGUUUCUUGGAGAGUGCUUCCUCUUAAUUGCCAGCCAACAUCAUUUGUGAUAGAAUGGAAAAGCCUGACAAAUAACGAUGUGAAGAACUUAAAGUGGAUAAGGGCUUCUGAGAACAUCACAAGCAUCUACAUUCAUGACCAUUUUUAUCCAUCUGUUCAGUACCAACUGACGAUUUAUCCAAUUUUCUCUGAAAAGGAAGGACAACCAAGCAGCCUUUAUAUGAAGAUUAAAAAUGAAGGAGCAGUGACACGAGCCAACAAUGAUGGAAUGCAGAACGUUAUUCUACCACUUAUAUUUUUAUCCUCGGUUUUAUUGAUUGGAGUCUUUUUGAUAUCCAAGCAAAGAAUAAGAAGUCUUGUCUGGAAAGAAGUUCCUAAUCCUAACAAAUGCUCGUGGGCUCAAGGAAUUAACUUUAAAAAGUCUGACGCUGCUGCCAAUGUAUUUGGAAAAUCUAGUCAAGGUGUAUUACCUGUUUCCCCACAACUUGUGGAAUCAGAAAUAUUUGCUGCAGCAAUCAUAGAAGAGGUAAUACAAUUUAAAGAGGACAAAAGUGUAAUUGCUGUGGAUUCUGGAAGUGAGGUAGUAAUGAAGCAAAAUGCAAAUUCAUCAGAUAUUCAGGAUCCGAGUGAAAGUAAUGAUGCAGAUGGCAAAAUAGAAGGCAAUGUGGAAACUACUUGUGCACAGUCAAAAUCUGAAUAUUCGAAGGUUAUGAUAGAGGUGGAAGUGGAUCCACUUUGCACAAAAUACAAGUGCAUAAGCAGCUAUUCUGACGAAGGUGUGUAUUCAGGCAAUGAAACUGACAGUUCUGGUAAUGAAUCUAGUAAUCUGUGGGAAUUUCAAAAACAUACACUCAUGCAGUUAAUCCAAUUUGAUGAAGCCAAUUCAAGUUCCAUUAUUUCUUCAGAGGGUUUCUCUGAAUCUCAUGAACAAGAAAGCAAAGUCUUUUUCAAUGGCAAUGAUGAAGGAGUAGAUUUUUGUUACUUGGAACAGACUUCAUUUGAGGACAUUGCUAACAGUAACACAGAAGGACACACUGUGCAAGAACUGCCACUUCUGGAAAAAUGUUUAACUCUGGAGUUUCAGAAUCCAUCAGAAAUUUAUUCAAUAUCUUACCUGAAUUCAUUGUUGAAAUUCAGCCUGAAUGGAGAUCACCCUCCUCAGAGGGCACUCAGGUCCUAUAUGCCUCAGUUUUAAACAGACUUCUAAGCACUGAAAAGCAAGCAAUAUUGAUGACCAAAUAUCAUCUAGCCAUCUUAAAAGUUAGCCUGCAAUUGGCUAAUAUUUUUGACUAUGUAUUCAUUACAUUGUAUCAUUUUGUGCUGUUUAAAUCCAUUCCAAACCCAGGACGUGUGUGUUCAUGAAUAAUGGCCUUUUGUGUACUGAGCAUUUCAUUCUAGCACCCUAUUAAUUUGAUUAGCUAAUAAUAUUAGAAAGGAUUGUAAGACAGUGCAAUAAGUUCAAAAAGCCAUAAAAGAUUAGUAAUUAUUAAUCAGUAAUUAUUGAUAAGGUAUUGAAUUAAGUUCUAUGGCUUUAAAAAUCACAAAUUUAGGCAUUAUGUUUUGGAAAUAGAUGGGAUUUCAACGAGGUUAGAAUGCCCAAGAUAGAAAGUACAUACAGGGAACCACUUAAAUUUCAGAAGCAUGACAUUAGUAUAAGCACAAAGUAGGGAGUAAAUUUUAAAGGACUGAGGUGGUCUCUAGAUUAAAUUCAAUGCCUUGAUGUCAUAAAAUACCUUGAUAACUUCAAUGGUUUGAGUGUUGCAUUGGCAUAAAGUGAGUUCUCUGAUGAAUCUGAUAUGAUUCCGUAAGUGCAUUAGAAUGCAUAGAACUCUGAUCCUGUACUGUCAACCUAUUAAAUAAAUGUUGAUACCACUUUUACUUUACAUCAUACACAAAUAGAGGCUCUCAUUGACGCACCAGUAUCUUUUUAUACAAAGAAUAAAUAAAUUCAAAAUAUUCAUUCUAUUAACCAAUGUCAUGUACCAUUACUUAAUGCUGAAUUCAUCAUUAUUCCUUCAAGAAGCUUAGCACAUAUUUUUCUGAGCCUUGAUUAAACUUGAUACCUUGAGGGCUUUGUUCAGUGUUAGCCUGGAUACAAUUUACUUACUGUACAGGGGCUUAUAGGUUUGGUGCCAAUAUAAUGGUAAUGAGUUUAAUUCAUGAACCUUGAUAUGAUCUCCAAACAUUAAGGGUCCACACUUAACUUUGUUGUUUCUUGACUACAGAUAUUAAAAAAAAAUCAGCCAAAGUCCAUGAAUCAAGAAUCAUUGAUUUAUAUUGGAAGUCAUUGAAUCUUUACAGGACUCUGUUUUCGUGCAUAAAACCAGGAAAGCAGAUUAUUUUCUGAAAUAAAUGGGAUAUUUUUUAUCCAGAGAAUAGUUGGAGAUUAGUUUUUAAGCUGGUAACAGUGUGUGGAAUUGGAAUUAAUUUGUUAUUUUCACAUGUACUGAAAUACAGUGAAAAUAUUUUGCAAGUCAUCAUAUGCAUCAUUUCAACACACAAAUACAUUGAGGACAAGGGAAAAACAGCAGAGAAGGAAGAACAUAGUGUUACAGAGAUUGUGCAGUGCAGUAAUGGGGUAGGUUGUGAAUUCCUUAAUGAUGGAUGCCACCCUUUGAAGAUGUCCUUGCUGGUGAGAAGGCUUGUGCCCAGGGUGGAGUUGGCUGAGUCUACAACCCUCAGUUUUUAUGCACUGGAACCUCCAUACAAAGCAGUGAUGCAACCAGUCAGAAUGUUCCCCGUGGUACUUUUGUAGAAAUUUGCAAAUGGGGUAUGCUGAAUCUCCUUUGUUUUCCGAGGAAGUAGAGUGCAUGUGUGUGUUGUGUUUUUUUGCCCAUGGCAUCUAUGUGAUUGGGCAACAACAGAUUAUUGGUGAUUGAUGCACCAUCAAUAACUCUCUGAGACGUGAGGUGAGAUAUCGGCUUUUAUUGGCUGGAAGAAAGAACAAGCAGCAAUUGACCACCACACUACAUCCUGGAGACUGAGGGCCGGGCUCCGGCUCCAAUCGCCUUUAUACCGGGGUCCGUAGGAGGAGCCA